Rosa rugosa (rugosa rose) is the source of this 2774-nucleotide messenger RNA. RefSeq names its product citrate-binding protein-like. The record is from RefSeq and is a predicted model, not a curated record. Lineage: Eukaryota; Viridiplantae; Streptophyta; Magnoliopsida; Rosales; Rosaceae. The transcript has 3 exons. Bases 1988 to 2650 code for a protein of 220 amino acids.
UCUUUAAUUUGUUUCGAAUUUGAUUUUCAGCAUAUGUUUUGGUGUUUGGCCUUAUAUGUAGCCCCUUUAUAGAAUUAUAGACUCAUUGGUUACAAUGUGAAAAGGCAGAAAUGGCUCCUUAAACAUGCUUGAAAUUGAUUUUUUCAAAGCUUAGGAUACAUCCAAUUGCAGUUUGGUUAUCUGGCAAUAUUAAUUUCAUAGCUCAUUCUGAGUUGUGUGACAGUCAGCUAAAUUCACAGCUUAAAAGAAUGUCAGAGCUUUGAUAAACUUUCGUGAGAUUUCAAUGGGGAAGAUGGUGGAUCUGCUAAACCUAAGAGUUGAGUCUUGGGUGGUCUUGGUUUGAGAAGAGCUAGAGAUAUAAAUGGUGCUCUACUGCUAAAUCUGCAUGGAGGAGGAUUGCUCAAAAUGAUUAUAGUCUAGAAUUUCAAGUAGAGGGUCAAGUAGCUGGAAAGGCAUUCUUUGUGGUGCUGAAAUAUUGGAAAAGGCCUCAUCUGUAGGCUCUGUAAGGGAAGUUGCAUCCAUUUUUGGUCUCCCUUUAUUAGGCUGUUAAAUGAUUUUACAGCUGGGCUUAUUGUUGAUGAUAUGUAGGCAGUAGGCUGUGGCUUUUACUGAUGGAUACUGGAAUAUGCCUAAUCUGAGAAAUUUAUUUCCUAAUAUGCUUGUACGUACAUUCCAUGUUUUGUAUUUGUUCUUACCCUCAAGUAAACGUGGGAUGGCAUUGUCAUAUGUUACUUGGGACAAGGCACUCCCUCCUGAAGCCUUCUUUAUUUUUUGUUAUUAUUUUUUUUUUCUUAUAGCCUUCAGAUCGAGUUACCAAAUUGGGUCUCAAUGAAAGUGACAACAGCACUAUGUAGACGGGGAUAGCUUGGAAUUUGGAGACCUGCUAGUAUAUUUGAAGAUGGUGCUGCAAAAUGUUAUUUGGAGAUCAACUUGUGAAUGCUGUUAAGCAGGUAAGUCUGCCUCAAGUAAACUUCCAAGAACCGAGUCUUGGACAAGUUCUCUUCCAGGUACUCUAAAACACUUCAUUGUUUAUUUUAUAUCCCUGAGACCAAGGAUCCUAAAAACAUAUUACUUCCAAGAGUGAUAAAAAAAAAUUGACACCCACCAUGCAUAUACUAAGCAUCAGAAUGCUUUCACAUUGUCAUCUUCUAGAUAUCACCUACAUUAUUAGUUUUAAUUGAACAAUAUUAACUGGCACACCCCUCACGGGUGCCUAGUCUGAUAAUUUAUGUUAGUGAAGGGUGAACUUAUGUUUGUCUUAAGUUAGCUCAAGGACCUUAAUCUAAUAAUUAAAUUAUCAAUUAUUGUUAUGAGAGCCAACUGCUACCUUUAUUCCAGUUACUUAAUUGACUUGGUACUUAAGGGCUUUCAUUUAAUUGGUAUUUAUACUACAGGGAUGCUGAUAUGUUCGUAAUUAAACGUUAAAAGUAUCGGAGAAUACUGAAUAGUGAAAUAUAACUGAAAAUGUAGAAACAAUACUUUGAUUAACAACCACAGAUGGUUCAAAUGAAGAAUUAAAAGCUUGCUGGUGCGAUAUGAAUUUCUUCAUUUCCUUAACUAAUGAAACCUACUUGCAAAUUUCAUUAACAUAAGAAAAUGAAUACCAUCUAGAGAUUAGUCCAGUCCAGUGGCAUUUUAUAUUGUUAGCUAUGGUCCCAAGUUCGAAUCCCCCUCUCCAAAUAAGACAAAUAGAAUUCAGCGUGAGAGAACUUAUAUUUCAUUAUAAAUCUUUUCUUAUUAAAGUUAACGUCCCCAACUGCUUUUGGACUAUAUCAAGUAGCUUUUAGCAAACAGAGUCAGCUUGACGCCAAUUAGGUGGAGAGGUUUCUUUCUAAUACAUAAAACAUUCAUAUAGACAACUAUAACUUAACCUAAAUUAAAAACAAAAAUAAGAAGUUUAAAUCAUAUUUUAACUAAUAAUGCUCCUAUAUAUUCCACCACUCCGAGUUCAAUCUCCACCAAGUAGAGAUUGACUCAAUUUAGACAAAUGAGAGUUUCCUACUGCUAUCUGCUUCUCCUUUUUCUUUUUCCUAGCUCACUGAAAUAUUUCAGUCAGUUAUGUGGUGCUAAUCCUGAUCCUACCAAUGGAUUCGUCUCUGUCCCAUUAUCAGAGUACAACUUUGAAUUACAGAAACCCUAUGACAUACCACUUGAGCAACGGUACAGUUAUGUUGAUGGAGUCAGGCAUUUGUGGGUCUAUGCCGAUGACAAGCCACAUAACCCGAAUAGUCAAACUCAGCCACGCACUGAAGUUCGCAUUAGGGGACUCGACUAUUCAUCUGGAAUAUGGCAAUUUGAAGGGUAUGGCUUUGUGCCAAAUGGAACCUCUGGUGCAACCGUAGCACAGAUCCAUGGAGCAGCUCAGGGCGCCACCACUAUUAUACUAAGAAUCUACAAUGGCGAUAUGAGGUAUUAUAGUGGAGACUUGGUGGCUACUGAUCUUUACGAUAAGUGGUUCAGACUUAACAUUGUACAUGAUGUGGAUGGAGGGACUGUGACUGUUUAUAUUGAUGGACUCCGGAAAUUUCAAGUGAAAGAUAAAGGGCCAGGCGACUUGUACUUCAAAUGUGGAGUUUAUGCUGCUCCACGUAAUAUAAGCUAUUACAUGGAAUCACGUUGGAAAGACAUCAAAAUAUAUAAAAAGUGCUGAUGAAAUGAUAAAGUACUUUAUUAGACUAGCUACUAGCUAGAUGUAAUGCUAAAUUAGCUAAGCUUGUAAUUUCUGUGAUCGUAUUGCGUAUUAGUGUGACCAAUAAAUUAGGUUUGUUCCUAUA